Xiphias gladius (swordfish) is the source of this 6388-nucleotide messenger RNA. RefSeq names its product protein phosphatase 1, regulatory subunit 13Bb (gene ppp1r13bb). Gene Ontology annotation, molecular function: p53 binding. Gene Ontology annotation, cellular component: nucleus. NCBI's taxonomy places the organism in Eukaryota, Metazoa, Chordata, Actinopteri, Istiophoriformes, Xiphiidae. The record is from RefSeq and is a predicted model, not a curated record. The transcript is spliced from 19 exons. Bases 767 to 3979 code for a protein of 1070 amino acids. Gene Ontology annotation, biological process: regulation of apoptotic process.
GAUAACUUCUCCUGGAUUAACAGAUGAACUGACGGGAUAAAAUGGGAUGCUAGUGCCAGUGUUGGAGAAACCUGGAGUCACACCGGGGCUUGAUAAACCGGUAUCCAGCCCCAGGUACGCGCUGACCCGGACGGGGACGUUGGAUUCCUGACAUUCUACGUCGAGGCGUCAGCGUCGCCGCCGCGGUGUGGCCCCGCCCCUCCCCGCCGUCAACAGCUGGAUCUCAGCUAUUUGUGUUUUCAUCGCUAGCCUGCUCACGGUGAUUCACUGCGUUCGUAAAAAUAUAUAUUAAAAACAAAAGGGGGAAAAAGGAAAAGAAAACGGAGUGAGCCGAUCUGGAUGGAUGUUUAUUCAUUUCUGUUUGCUUGAGACACACUCCGCCGAUAGCUCUCGCCGAUGUGCAGCCAAGCUAAAGGACCGACGGAGAGUGGCGAGAUCGCCUUGCAUACCGUCCUUUAGCCGCGUCUGAAACCAGCUAACACUGCUAACGCCUCGCUGGAGAUAACGCUAGCUGGCUGGCUGACAGCUGGUCCAGUCAGAUACGUGCCUUUAGCGGGAACGUGGCUCAAAUCUACUCGCUGGAACAAUGAAUCAUCUCUGACAUUGAGACGACUGAGGCCCAGUUGGUUGUCACACUGGAGUAAGCAGAACCCGUAACUCGCGAGGUGGGUCUCGGACUCUACGGUGGUGCCAUUGAAGACGAGUGGGUGAACAGUGGGACAGCUCGCCGAUGCACCCGUAGUUUUGACCUGCCAGAGCUGCCAGUAUGAUGCCGAUGAUAUUGACGGUGUACCUCAGCGACGGGGAGCAGGCCGUGACCGAGGUGCCCAUCACCCCCGAGACGACAUGCCGCGAUGUCGUCGAGUUCUGCAAAGAGCCUGGCGAGAGCGGAUGCCACCUGGCUGAGGUCUGGAGAGGCAACGAGCGAGCGAUCCCCUUCGAGCACAUGAUGUACGAACACCUGCAGAAAUGGGGGCCUCGGAAACAAGAGGUCAAGUUCUUCCUCCGGCAUGAAGAUUCACCCACUGAGAGCAGCGAUCAAGGGAGUCAGCAGUCUCAGGAUCAGACGAGUCGCAGAAGUGGAAACACUGGAGAGAAGCACAAUGAGAACGGGGUCGGGAAUCAGUGUGUGGAGCUCACGCUGUCAGAGCUGCAGGAGAUGGCCACACGGCAGCAGCAGCAAAUUGAGGCUCAGCAGCAGAUGCUUGUUGCAAAAGAGCAGCGUUUGCGUUACCUGAAGCAGCAGGAGCGGCGUCAGCAGCAAACCGUUUCAGAGAGCGAGAAGCUGCAGAGGCUAAAGGAACGCGUGGAGAGCCAGGAGGCAAAGCUCAAGAAGAUUCGGGCAAUGAGAGGCCAGGUGGACUACAGCAAGGUCAUCAAUGGCAACCUGUCGGUAGAGAUCGAGCAAGUUAGCAGCCUCUUCCAAGAGAAGCAGGCAGAGUUACAGGCAGCGGUGCUGAGGGUGGAGCAGCUCAGCCUGCAGCUGGAGGACCUGCGGAGGGGAAAGCUCAACGGCAUACAGACCGCCUUGGGUGGCCAAGUAACCGGCGCUGCAGCCCUAGAGCUCCGCAAACUCUAUCAGGAGCUUCAGAUUCGGAACAAAUUGAACCAGGAGCAAAACAGCAAGCUGCAGCAACAGAAGGAGCUUCUGAACAAGCGCAACAUGGAAGUGACGCUCAUGGACAAGCGUAUCAGCGAGCUGCGGGAACGCCUCUACAAGAAAAAAGCUGAGCUGAACAGAGCCAAUGGGCCUCCUUCUCCCCAGCCAGCUCCUGGGACUCUGGGCCGCGUUGCUGCUGUUGGGCCGUACAUCCAAGUCCCUGUACCAGGCCGACAGGAAGGAGGCUACACCAUACCACCUGAUCCACUGAAGCCUCAGACUCUGGGCGUCAGUAAUCAGGCCAACCAUGGCCGCACCAAGUCAGCUAAUGACACUGGUUGGCCUACUCUUGGCAAGACCAAUACAACCCUAAAGCCUCCUGAGAGAAGAGACUCAGGGACUGAUAUCCAGGGCAAGAGCCCUCCCUCAGGCUCCCCAAUCACUCCAAGUGCAGAAAAGGUGCUAGACUCCAAAAUGGCUGUCUCUUCCCCUGCCAUAUCCAAGCCACAGCCGCCUCCCUAUGGCUCCCACCUCACCUCCGCCAACUCAGCCAGCUCCUUGGAGCGCCGCAAGGAUGCACCUCCUCCACCUCGCCCACUCCCAAACCCGCCGGCUCCUGCUUGGCCCCGCGUCCCCCCCUCCACAGGCUCGUCUUCCCAGCAGAUCCAGCAGCGUAUCUCAGUGCCACCAAGCCCCACCUUCCAGCCUACUGCACCGCUUUUCCCUCCCGGGCUGAGCGAGCGACUUGAUCCACCGCCAGCUGUGGCAGUACGCCCCUUCAUCCCAGACAGAGGAUCACGGCCUCAGUCGCCCCGUAAGGGUCCACCCACCAUGAACUCCAGCUCCAUCUAUCACAUGUACCUCCAGCAGGCAGCACCAAAGAGCCAGCCACUCAAGCCUGCUCUCAAAGCAGUAUAUGGGAAGCCUGUUCUCCCCUCCAGCUCGACACCCCCCUCGCCCCUGCCUUUUGUCCAGGCAGGAGGGGCCUUCCCAUUGCUCCAAGGCCAACCCAGCGGUGACGACACUCUGGACGGAGAAUUUGAUGAUCACGAGGGCUUCCAGCAUCUGGAGCCCUCAGCGCCUCCCCCCAGUGUGGAGAACAUCCCACGACCACUCAGUCCUACUAAGCUAACCCCCAUGGUACACUCCCCGCUGCGCUACCAAAGUGACGCUGAUCUCGAGGUGCUCCGUAAAAAGCUGGCUAACGCUCCGAGGCCCCUCAAGAAGCGCAGCUCCAUCACAGAACCAGAGGGCCCCAGCGGACCCAACAUCCAGAAACUGCUCUACCAGAGAUUCAACACUCUAGCAGGAGGCAUGGAGGGAAAUGGAGUCAGUGGAUCAGGAGGUGGAAACGGCGCAGGUAAUGGAACGCCGUUUUAUCAGCCGGCUAAUCCUCCUGGAUAUCUGGGAGGUGACUCUGUGGCAGAUACAGACAAUGGCAACCUCCUCUCUGAGAUACCGCUACCGCCACCACCAGGGGCAGAGGAGCUGGGCUCUGAGGCUCCACUACCAUCUACUGACGCUAACGACAACGAGCCACCGCCCUCGCCGGCAGAAGGGCUGGCCGAUUCCGCUGAAGCGGAGGGACCAGAGGAUGAUAAUAACAACAAUGUGGGAAGCUCGGAGGCGUUGCUGCCCAGCCCUGUGCCAGAGGUCACCACUCCAGAGGAGAGCGGCACGGUGGACUCGCAGCCCCUGGAGAAACGCACAAACCUGAAGAAGCCGAACUCUGAGCGCACUGGCCACGGCUUCAGAGUGAAGUUCAACCCUUUGGCCCUCCUGCUGGACGCCUCAUUGGAGGGAGAGUUUGACCUCGUCCAGAGGAUCAUCUAUGAGGUGGAGAAUCCAAGCACUCCCAAUGAUGAGGGCAUCACACCCCUGCACAAUGCAGUGUGUGCGGGGCAUCACCACAUAGUCAAGUUCCUGUUGGAUUUUGGUGUGAACGUCAAUGCUGCGGACAGUGAUGGAUGGACCCCGCUCCACUGUGCCGCCUCCUGUAACAGUGUCCAUCUCUGCAAGCUGCUGGUUGAGUCGGGAGCAGCCAUCUUUGCCAGCACCAUUAGUGAUGUGGAGACUGCUGCGGAUAAGUGCGAAGAAAUGGAAGAAGGCUAUAUCCAGUGCUCUCAGUUCCUAUAUGGUGUUCAGGAGAAGUUGGGUGUAAUGAACAAGGGGACAGUGUACACUCUGUGGGAUUACGAAGCUCAGAACCAGGACGAGUUGUCGUUUAGCGAGGGGGACGCCAUCACCAUUCUGCGACGACAGGACGACAGUGAAACAGAGUGGUGGUGGGCGCGACUCGAAGACAGUGAGGGCUAUGUGCCCCGCAACCUGCUGGGGCUCUAUCCUAGGAUCAAGCCUCGCCAGCGCUCCUUGGCGUAGUGUCUCCCUCCACCGACCUCUGGCUAACAGCUGGACUAGUGACAAAACCAAGAGCAGAGAACAAAGGAGCCUGGCGCUCCGUCUCCUCCCCGUGGCCAAAACCUCCCCGGGCCUUGUGCUUCUUACAAAAUCCUUUUCUCUGAAGCAGUGGGCACUGAACUCUGACACACAUAUUUACAACUGCACACGCAUAGACACACACACACACACACACACAAACGAAACACAAGCACUCCAAAUGCGAAAAUCUCUUAAACCACUCCAUCCUGACCUCACCCCCCCUCCACUCCUCCCCACACACCCACACACACACAAACACGCACACACACACACCUUUCAACCUGUCACUCUGUCAUUGUCCCAACUUGAUUUCACCCCAAUCCAAUGUCAGCUCUGUAUCAGACAUCAACUUGAAGAAUAAAACACUAACCCAUGUCUCAGUAUUUCUUGCAGUAAUCACACUUCUUCAGUCAUCUCCAUCUCCCUAAUGAGGUCUAUGGUGGCACUGGUUUACAUGACACUGUAUGGUGACUGGAAAAAUCAUCUUUAAGGGUGAGAAGUUGCUGAUUUGUCAGUGAAAUGUAAAUUGAUAUCAGACAUGAAGUAUUUUUUAAUACCAAUUUGAUCCCCUCGCACGUAGAAACACAGAAAAAUGUGCUCAGUGUUUGACUUUUACUGUAGUGGAACCACCAAAGAUAAAUAUAGAUUUAACUAUUUUAAUUCAAUUACUCCCGAAGACAUAGCAGAAUUGUUGUGGUGUGAGAUAGUCGACUGAUUUGCUGCUAUCAGUAAUGACUAACAGCUCCCAGGAGUUGAUUUAAAGUUCUUCUAGAUAUUCUCAUGGAGCAGAACAUUGUUUUUGUAGAGGAAAAUAGAAAAAAAAAUUGUAAAUCCUCAGUAUUAACUACACAGACCAGUCAAAACAGAUCCAGUGCAUUAAAGCAAGGAUGAACAUUGACUCACAAAUUAGUCAUGAAUAGUAUUUCCUGAACAUCAUUGCAAGGCGGGUUUGUUUAUUCAGUGUCAUCUGUUCAGAAUCUGGAUUCAGGACUAAUGUGGAUGUGUGGCAAGAACAUGAAUAAAUUCUAAGUGAGGCUUCAGAUUUAUAAUCUGUUUUUUUUCUGUAAUAGGAGAUUUCAAACUGAUUGAAUGAACAGUCCAAAUAUUUACGUGGUGUUGAUAUUUUUGCUAAUCUGAUUAUUCUUGAAAUGAGCAGGUCAUAUACUGCAGUUCAGAUAUUAUCUUGGAAAUGGGUUUUUCUUUACUAAAAAAAAGGUUGCCAAAUACACUGAGAACCCGUGUCUGUACAAAGGAUACACACCUAAAAUAUCUCUAACUUUUGGUGUUUCAGGAAUUAUUAUUUGGGAAAUAAUUUCACAGACUAAGUUUGGUCACAAGUUGAGUCAUGAUUUAAAAUGUUGCACUGCAGAGACAGGCAAGACUCAGUUGACAGAAAGAUGUAAGUCCUCUAUGUUAUUGUCAGGUCAGUUUUGCUAUUUUCUUUAAUAUUGGUCAUUCACAGUACGUAUCAUCUUUUUAAUUAGUCCAGGCAUUUACGUUAAAUCCAAUCUCACUUCCACAGUCCAUAGUUUUGUUUUGUUUUUUCUGAUUUCUGGCAGCUGAUAAGAUUUUUGCCUUUCUUGUGAUUAAACGACAAUUAGACAACAUGGAAACAAACAACAAACGCCUUAAAGCAGUAACUUGACAUGAAAUUGAAAACCUAAUGAAGUAUUAAAGGAAAUCCAGACAUUGCACCUCAAAAACACUGGAAUCAUCAGCCAGACCAGUUUACAAGCUUUUUUUUUUACCCCACUAGACAAAGUUCAUUUUAACAGGCAAUUUUAUUAACCUCACUUGAAAACACUCAAUCUCAGGACCAACAUGGUGCUGCUAACACUGUUUCUCCACAAAACUAGUGAUCAUAUUUCUAAUUUAAUUCUCUACUAACAUCACCUUCAUUUGAGCAGCAAACAUUAAAAAAAAAACACAGUCAGAAUUUAAAAAACCGUAUCAGUCAUGGGCAUAAGUUAUUGAUAGAUAAAGAGACAGUUACUGUGUCUGAAAUAAAUGUUCAGAUUCAGACUUCAAAUUAGCUUCAGACAAUCCUGAAUUGCCCCCGUUCUCCUCCUCCAGCUGCCCCCGUUUCAGGUCUACACGAUUCCAGUAACACUAAUACACAUGUUGUCUGUCACAGUAUUAAACAUCUAGACUCCAACUUUUUCUGAACCUUGAGUGACUGAGUGUUAUGAGAAGUGUGCUAGUGGCCCAGGCUUCAUCAUGGCUUAUAUAGUGUGAGGAGAUGUGUUACAUGUCGGUUUUCUGUAUGGACCAGUGGGCUCUCUGUAUAAAGGCUGUACUCACACAUUCAAUUCUGUAAAUGUGAACAAUAAAACAGAAGCUCUGGCACGA